UACACACACACCAAAUUUGCAGUCCAAACCUGUGUUUUGUCUAGAAGAUGGAGGUAUAUAUGGAACUCUAUACCCACUCUAACCCUCUCAUCACUUCUAUAUAAUGCUCCCAAUCUAUUUACAGAUUUCGGGGAUCAGGUACUUUUGCUUCAUGAUUUUACUGAAAUUGAAAAAAUUAUAUUCGAUGUUCAAACAGAGUGUAAUCUACAGAGCCGUCUAAAUACCUGGAUUGUUGCUGCUUUAAAGCUUAAUGUUAAAGAUUUAUUUAUAGGCUUCAUUCUUGACCAGUUUCAGUUUUCUCAUCGACUCUUUAAGUGUAACCCAAGGGCUUUAGUUUUGAUAAAGUAUGGUGGUGGAUGCACACCCAUAGUUCUACCUGGUUCCAUUCACCUACCCCAUCUUAAAUCUCUUAGAAUUCAAUCAUUUUUAUUUGAUAAUCAAGAGUUAACUAAUGAGUUCUUCUCAAGCUGUCCUCUUCUUGAAUCUCUGGUCUCGCAUUUUUGCAAAUUUCCUAAUUUGAAUGUUAGAAUUUCUAGUCCUAAUCUCAAGCACAUUGAAAUCUUAAAAGCGGCAGAGAUUUCUACAAAUGGUCUUCAUUCCGACAAUGGCAAGGUCACAAUAUGUACUCCAAAUCUCUCAUCCUUUAAGACCAACGAUUACAUGUCAACAGAUUACUCUCUGCAGAACUUAUCUUCUUUAGUCAUUGCGGAUAUUUCAGUCACAAGUGUCCGGAAAUAUGAGGAUGCACCGCCAGAAUCGGGGCUUCCUGUAGAGGUCAAAGAAUUGUUUGCUCAACGGACGAUCCAGUUCCUAAGAGCGGUUCACAAUGUCAAAGAUCUUUGGUUGUCGUAUUUGUCUCUUGAGUUUGCCUCCUGUGCUCUUGGGAAAUUAGAUGGAAAGCUUCCCCUGUAUCACAAUCUUAAACGUAUGAAGCUGCAGACAAGCCUUUCAACAGACUCCUUAAGUGCAAUAGCAUAUCUUCUGAACAUUACACCAAAUAUAGAAUCUAUGGACAUACACAUAAUGCAGCAUGACAUUGCACGUACAAAAGAGAAGUUCUUUCACAAGCCUGCAGUGUGCGCAUAUAUUGAUCAGGUGAAUUCAGCAGAUGUACAGUCUUAUUGCCAAACAAAGUUGUCAUUGCCUAGCAUGUUAUAUAGCCUCAACCUCAAGUAUGUUAAGAUUUUCGGCGCUCAAGGACUUGUUAGUGAGCUUAUCCUAUUAGCACUUCUGUUGAAGAAUUCUGUGGCCUUAGAGCAGGCGGUUGUUGAAAGCUGCACACGCCGUGAGUCAAACCCAGAUCUUAGCAAGAGACGGAUGAAAAAAUUCAGUGAAAUGCUGUUAAAACUCCCAAGAGCUGCUGCAACUAUCUCAAUCUUAUUCAAUAACUACCAAAUUUGAAUGAUGGUAUGUAUACCUUUUUAUUACUCGAUUUCUUUUUAUAGAUUUUGAUGAAAGGUGAUUGGUCUAGUAAAGAGAGUGGUCUGACUUGUUAAGAGUGGACUAAUAUGACUUGAUGAGUUUUUGUGAGAAUCUCCCAAUUUUCUUAA
Papaver somniferum (opium poppy) is the source of this 1550-nucleotide messenger RNA. RefSeq lists its product as uncharacterized. Lineage: Eukaryota; Viridiplantae; Streptophyta; Magnoliopsida; Ranunculales; Papaveraceae. The record is from RefSeq and is a predicted model, not a curated record. Bases 661 to 1401 code for a protein of 246 amino acids. The transcript has 4 exons.